AAUGCUCGAGGGAAAAUCAGCCGGGGAGACCACGAAAAUUAUAUCAAGUGGAUUUGACAAGUAACUCAGUCCAUGAUAAUAAGGCAAAGCGGCCGUUUUGACUAAAGUGAUAGUUAGCUCAAUGGAUAUCCACCGAGUUUAAGAGCAACAGCGGGAUUUGGAAGUCCAGUUUGAGUGCCGCCGCCGCCACAGCUAUAUCAUCUGAAGUUGGAUAUUGUAAUCACUGCAAUGCCUGAGUCCUCAAACCCGCCUUUAGGGAGAAAAAUGAAGGCACGUGCCCCCCCUCCGCCACAGGUCCCUCUACCCGCCCCACGCCACAUCUUCAGAAAUGCUGUACCUGAUGGGGGAGGGACAUCAGGCAUGGACGCCAAGGAGAACAUGCUUAGGCCCACUGUGGAUUUACAGCUAACCCUACCACAGGGAUACCAGACUUCUGUAACUGAGGAUGGCAGUAAGGCGCUGAUGGACCUGCUGGUCGAGCUGUGUAGUCGCUACCACCUGAAUCCAGCACUGCACACCCUGGAGCUGCUGUCGCCCGAGGGCCACACUUUGGGGUUCAAGCCCAACGCUCUGCUGGGCUCCCUCAACGUGGCCUGUGUCCUCAUCAAGGAGAAAGUCUGGGAGGAGAAAGUGGUGCGCAGACCAGCGCCCAAAGUGCCAGAGAAAACGGUGCGUUUGAUGGUGAACUACCACAGCAGCCAGAAGGCAGUGGUACGGGUCAAUCCAUUGGUACCACUCCAGGCUCUGAUACCGGUCAUCUGUGACAAGUGUGAGUUUGACCCUGCACAUGUCCUGCUCCUGAAGGACAGCAUCAGUCGCCACGAGUUGCCGCUGGACAAAUCUCUGAUAGAGCUGGGGAUCAAGGAGCUCUACGUACACGAUCAGAGUCUAGUUCUCCAGCCUAAAAUGGCUUCUGCGCCCGCUCUUAACUACUCAGACUCCAUCGACUCCAGUAGUAACAGUUUGGGCAGAGCGCAGAAGAAAGGCCUCCUGGGUAUCUUCCAGUUCAGCAGGAGGAAAACCAAGACAGAAACAACAUCUGUGGACAUGGAUGACUGUGAUGAUAAAACAAUCCAAAAUACAGACACACAAUCCCUUGGUCUGCCCACUGCGACAGGGGUCCCCAGCAUAGAAGAUCGGCCUAGUACCUUGGGCCAGUCUCAGUCGGUCAUGAACAUACCCAGGAUGUCUCCCAAGGCUGAGACCAAGAAAAGGAGGGCCCCCGCACUACCUGGGGCCCCAACACCCACCAUGGGACACACUAGCUUUGAAAGCUAUGAGAUGGGCCUUGGCUCAGAAAGCCAGCAAAGGAAAAGAAAGGCUCCAGCCCCUCCUCCCGCCCCAGCCUCCAUCACCCCAGACCCUGACGACACUUCAACCUCUGCCGCUCCCACCCCUGAUAGCCACGCUACUGAAACACCUAUCCCAGCCUAUCGUAGCAAGGUCGCGCAGUCUAACACUGUCUCUGCUGCCAUUGUGGUAACACAAACCGUAAAACCAGUCCCCUUAAAAACCGCAGCGCAACCUCCACCUGUGAGCGCUGCCACCCCGACCCCCAGCUCCCCGACCCCAAGCAACAGCACCACCGACAGCCUGGCUGUCCAGGAUUCCAGCUCUGAACUUAGCAACGUCCUCGACGACUCAGACGCUGACCUAGACCAGGCCGUGUCCUACUGCAGCACCCUCACCAGCAGCACAGCGAGCGGGUCUGUGCGAGUACAGCCCUCUACGAAUAGCUACAGCAGCACGGCUGCCAAAUUAAAUCUAGAGGCGACCUCAGCCAGCAGCUCCAGGUCCGAGACUGAGUCGGCCCUAAACCUGAAACUGGAUGACGUUGAGAACAACAGACACAGUGCAAUGGGAUCCCCUGAUCGAGCAGCGCCACCCAAACCCCGUCGCUCCCCGGGCCAGGAGCCACCACAGCUUGUCCUACCCCCUACCCCGUCCUUCCCUCUCAUUGAGCCCACAGAAAGCAACUCCCCGCAGAGUCCCGUGGAGGCAGAGGAAGCGGCUCCCCAGUCUUGGCUCCACUCCAUUCAAAGCUCCACAGCCAGUUGCCAGAAACCAGAAACUGGAACACCCGAGGAGGAGACCACGUCCUUGGGCAGCAGCAGUGGUGGCAGCAGCCUGCCUGACCAGGGUUACGCUGCCUCUGAGGGCAUGGCAGAGGGCGAGGACUCGGGCAUGGUCAGCUCUCCAUCUGACACCCAACCCACAUCCCCAGAUGGGAGUUUGUCUCUGGAUGGAGGAGAGAGAUUGCUGGGACCAGUGCGGGACAAUUCUAGCGACAGCGAUGAGGGAUGUGCCACCUGGGGAUCAAGAUCAAGACACAGGCACAAUGACAUCAGCCCACAGGUAAAGUCAGGCAGGUUAAAAGACAGCUAUGAAGACCCGGACCUCACAGCUCAGCUCAAUCAGACUUUGGCAGAUUUUGAAGAAAACCUUGCAGAUCACUUAGAUAUAGCCUCAGCGAAGGAGAGGCCCUAUACCAUGUCCUCAGACAGUAAUGAGGUGCCGGUGUCUGUAGUGGACAUGGAAGUGCCAGUCACAGCCAUAGAUGAAGUACUGGAGGACUAUGAAUGUCGCAAUGUAGAAAAUGAGACAAAGUCACUAACCAGGACUGAGUCAGCUGGGAGCAAAGGUUCAGGCUUUUGUCGCAAGUCCAGUGUGGAGCCACAGAACAAAAACAACAAUGCUUGUACAGCUGCUGACAGGAACAAAAGCAGCAGUGCAAAUACUAAGAAGCCGUCUCAACCUGAGCAGAGUAGGAGGUCACUGGGGAACAAGUCUAUAGCUGUUAAAAAGCAAGAAAAGAUGCUAGAGACAAAAAUGAAAGAGACGAGCCCCACUGAUACCAACAGUGUGGAAGAGGAUAAACACAGAACACCGUCAGCAGUGAAAUCUAAUGUUGACCUGCAGAAACACAGCAAGAGCACUGUGAAAAGUAACGCUCACUCUUUUCAAGAGAAGACGUCCGUUCUUCCACCAACCAGUCAGACAUCGGUGUCUGCAGAGAGAGAUGAAGAGAUGCACAGAGUUUACCAAAAUCACUCCAGCCAGAAUACUUCACAUGGUAAAAUCACUCGUAAUGUCACGUCACGCUUCGGUUUGAAAACGUUCACUGUGGUCCCUCCCAAACCCUCUGUCAUGCAUGCUGCUACGGGAGAGCCAGCUGUCAAAUUAACUGUCGGUGCCAUUAAGAUUGACGAUCAAGGAAACAUGGUGAAAGGUAGUAUCUCCCGGAACAAAGUUGGUGGUUCAUCAGAGUCUGAAAUGAAUCCCAGUGAGGGGUCUCCUCUUCUUGGAAAAGCCAAAGCUUUUUGGAGCUCAAAUAAGAGACAAGAAAGUGCUGUGCCCCACAGCAAAGAUCUCAUUGUCAAUGCUAAGGAGAGCACAGAUGGCCUGAAAAGUACUCCCACUGCAAUCGCAGUAACUACUUUAAAGAGCAGUAACACUGAGGAACUGAAAAUGCACACUUCACUUUAUAAAAAUGCCCAGCCUAAAGAGAUGGUUAAAGAAGAAGCUAAAGAACCAGUGAGAGCCGUCAAAGUUGCAAAAGAAGAUCGGGUAGAGGUGGAGAGCAAGAUUUCAGUGUCCAAAAGUGCUCAACAGCCAAGUAAUAAACCUGUCCUUCCCCCUCCUAUCCUUCCAGACCUGAAAAGAGACCUGUCCUUCCUCAGACCAUCCAGGCGAACCUCAAGCCAAUAUGUGGCAUCUGCCAUUACUAAAAACACCCCGAAGACCUCAGCUAAACCCAACUUCAUCCCUAAUGUACACGACUCCUCUGCUUCUUUUAAAGCACAGACUGUCAGUUUCCAGAGAUCAGGUCGGUCCAUAAAAGUGAAUCCACACCAAUCUUCCGAGUCAUCUUUGUCAGAUAAUAAGGAGAAUGACUCUACUUCCAAAUCCAACCCGCCUGGUCCUAAGAGGUCUAUGAGCCACCCAGAGCAUGUGUCAGAUGGCCAGAGAGAUUUGGGAGAAGUGGGACCGGACACCGGUGGAUUUGGAAGUUGUGUUGGAUCCACCAAAGGAAGCUCUAAUAUGUUGGAAACAGAAGCAGCCAAGAAUAGGCACAUUCACUCUAUUGGGCCAAUCCAAAAAAAUAUGAUCGGCGGUAAUGACAGCGAUAAUAUUAAACCUAUUAGGCUCAGAAGCCCCAGCCCUGCGCAAAGCAGUCCUCUACACUCAUCUGCCAAACCACCCACAGCUCCCAAGGCUGUAUCCCAAGGCCAGCCAAGUAACCCAAGGGACAUGGCCAAGGCAGCCACUCAUCUAACACCUGAUGCAAAGCCACAUCCUUCUGUCACAGUGUCAGACAGCGGUGUGACCCCUGGAACUCCACCGGUAAUGGUGUUUGGGCCAACUAAAAAGUUCAAACCAGUGAUCUCUAGAUCUCCUGAGAAAGACACGUCUCUGCACAGCAGCCUGAUGGAUGCAAUCCAGACAGGCGGAGGCAGGGGCAGGCUCAAGAAGGUAACCACUGCUGGUCCCAGCAGCAUGAAGAAAACAUCUGAUGUUGAGGAGGAGAACGAGAGGUCUGCCCUUCUGGCUGCCAUUAGAGCCCAGAGUUGCUCCGGAAGGCUGAGGAAGACCAAAUCGGAGGCUGCUGACGAGCUGGAGAAGUUCAGGAAGGCAACUACUGAGGAGGAGGGAGGUGCAGGCCCUCCCUCUUUGGCUUGCACUUCUCCUCCUGUCUUUACCCCACCACCACCACCCGUGAUUGCACCUCCACCUCCUCCUCCUCCUCCUGUCUUGCCUCAGGCUAAGCCUAGCACUGUGGCACAUCCAAGUGCUAACGCCCCUGUGAACCCUGCCUUGGCCAGGGAGGCUAUGCUGGAGGCCAUUCGCUCUGGAUCGGCUGCUGACAGGCUAAAAAAGGUUGCCGUGCCCUCAAAGACAGUCCAAGUGAAUGGCAGACUGGGAAUAAUCCAAGCAACCUCCUCAACACUCCCUCAGCAAUAGGACGGGAAGCCCACAUCACCGCAACAACAGAUACAUUCAUCAUUAUUAUUAAUUCAUUUCAGUUUGAAUUUUUUUUUUUUUUUGUCAUUGUGCUUUUAGAAAACUGGACUGAGUCACAUUUGGAGUGAAUGCUAUUUGGAAGUUUUGGGAAACUUGAUAUGAUGCGUGACACAAAUACCGAUAGAUAAAAUGAUUUCUACAUGCCAUCUAGAUAAACUAGAUUAUUCAAAAAGGGCUUCACAGCUCUGACUGUCGGUCUGGGGUCUUAUGUUUAAACUGAUGCACUAAUGCUCAAAGAAUUUAGUAUAAAAGGGGAAUAAUUUAAACACUUCUUCUUGUGUGUUGAAUGUUGCUCUCUCUUAGUAGCCAAACAUCAGUAACAUCUGUCUGAUAAAGGUGUCAGAGGUGAAAGGUUUGCAGGUAAUUCCACUCAUAAUAUCAGAUCCCUCGCUUAUCUUAUAACAAUACUUUAGUGGAAAGAGUUUAUGUCCAUCGCGGUUCCUAAACAUAUCUUGCCAUCUAGUACUUGAAUUCAGUAGUUUUAACUGGAACGUUGUACAAAAUGUGUGCCAAUGAAAGCAAAUUUAAAUGUUUUAUGCUACUUUUUUUUUUCCUUCUGAUAUUUUUAUUUUUUAUUUUACCACAGUUAAGUUAUGGCUGCCUCAUACUGUUGCUCAGUCAGUGUUAUGUAUAUGAUGUUUGCUGUAAAAAUUCUAUAUGGGGUGCAAUAAGUUAGAUCUGAUGAUGUUUUCAGAUUUUAACUAAUAUUUGGUUGAAUAAUUAGGAUAACUGAAGACUUAAGUACACUUGAGAAAACAACGGAUACGGGAUUAUCCACUGACAAUGUUUCAUUUUUUUUUCUUUUGUGUAAAAUUGUAUUUUAUCCGGAUCUGGUCCAUAAUGCCAACUUCUACAGUUCAUGGCUCUGACGAGGAGUAAGAUAGGGGUGGCUUACUAGUGCCUUUUAGCUCAAUAUACUUAUCUGACCUAGCUGCUGUUUUAAAAAGACAUUGGCAUACAUGGUCAGUGUCCUGCAGAAACUUGUACAGCAGCGAUAUGACUGACUGUGCCUUUGAUGUAAGGGAAAUUAAGAUUAACCUUUUCUUUCUUUGACAUUUCAACAUUUUUGAAGCACUGUUAUAGUAUAUCAAUGGUGGAUGUCACCAUGAGCAAAGAGAUCAGUUAACUAAUCAACAAGUCAAUAUGUAAUGGCUAUGUAAUACAAACCACCAGUUUAGGAAAGCAGUAGUUUAAGUUAUCUAUGACUUUGAUUUAGGCAAAAAAAAAUGCUCCACUGUAGGUGAAGUUUACAGUAUGGAGUAGCUUAGGUUGAUAAAGGGAGAGUGGACCAUUGCCAUUAAGUGGUAUCCUUAUGGAUAAAGGAGGAUGUCCAUGCUGAAUCAUCUGUAUGAAGAAAAACCUAGAGCAUCCAUAGUCAGGUGUAAAUGCUUGCUGCUGUGGAUUGUGUGAUAAAUCUGAGUAAAAGGAGUUGAUUUCCUAUUUUUAUAGAUUUAUUUUAAUUCAUACUCAGUUUCUACACUCAGAAAAUAUUUUUGUUUUAUGUUUUACCCUGAGAGUGAAAAAAUUAGCUUUUCUGUUUUUUUUUUUUUUUUCCUGACUAGAAUAGAAUAUGUCAUUCCUGUUAGAUGGUUUCAUCUACACGCAAUAUCCUACAGCACGUUGUAGCAUUGUAUAUUUUGUAAACUAAAGAUCAUCGCCGUGAAAGAUUUGAUUUAAAUCUUUGGUAGAGAGCUAUUUCACUGAUGGUUUGAACAUUUUAUAAGCUAUUGCUUUUUAAGUGCACAUUGUUUUUGGGAAGGUUGCACACUUAUUUUAUCUACCCCAAUUUUUUUGAUUUAAUAAAUGAUUUUGCAAUCAA
Messenger RNA from Perca fluviatilis (European perch), 6841 nucleotides. It is a transcript of the gene cobl, whose product is annotated as cordon-bleu WH2 repeat protein. The transcript has 19 exons. Gene Ontology annotation, cellular component: plasma membrane; perinuclear region of cytoplasm; dendritic growth cone. Bases 229 to 4962 code for a protein of 1577 amino acids. NCBI's taxonomy places the organism in Eukaryota, Metazoa, Chordata, Actinopteri, Perciformes, Percidae. Gene Ontology annotation, molecular function: actin monomer binding. Gene Ontology annotation, biological process: actin filament network formation; actin filament polymerization. The record is from RefSeq and is a predicted model, not a curated record.